Molecule: messenger RNA, 3172 nt
Organism: Porites evermanni
Lineage: Eukaryota; Metazoa; Cnidaria; Anthozoa; Scleractinia; Poritidae
Source: the annotation of a GenBank genome assembly
AUGAAAACCGUAAACUCUUCAAAAUCUCAACGAGUCCUUGAGUUUGUUCCGUCAAUUAGACCAUCGUUCCUUUCGGUGGUAUUAGUUUUAGUUUGCGGAUGUCUGUGGGUGAAAAAUGAAGCAACAAACGAACGACUGAUUUCACUGGAAUCUCGUGUUUACUGUGUUCCUUGCACUAAGCGUGGCACGAUUGAUAAUCUUGACAGGAUGACUUUCUCACCGACAAAAGAUAUCGCAAUAGACCUUUCCAAGAAGAUGCAGACACAAGUUUCAGAUGAUGGGAACGGCUAUACCUCAGGUAAAAGGCCUUGUGUGCAUUGAGGAUGUUUAGACCUGUUUUUAUCCUCCCUCGGUUAAGACAUAACCUUUCAUGACGUGAGUUCGCGUUAACAACACGGGAUCUUUUGCAAAUCCAAAAUAGUAUCAGAUUUUAACUUAGACUGUAUGAAACUGCUUUGUAAUGCUCCCUAGAUGUCAUUAAUUAUGCCACUGCCACUGAUAAAAAACCGAUGAGAUCUACAGCGUAAAUGAAGUUGAAUUUAUAAAUAAUGUGUCUACGAGGGCCGAACAAGAUUCCUUCACGCUUCAGACACAUGUCGAUAUCAUAUUACUAUACAGCUACAGUAGCUUCAUGCAUGUGCCUCUGGUUUGAGGUUAUUUGGGGUCUCGGAAUUGAAAGGUAUUGCGUGACCAAUUUCAAGCAAUAAUGACCCAAUUUUUGGCAAUUCAUUUUUAGAUUUAUCUGUUUGCUUUAGAUUGAGCUAUUCUCGUUUCGUACUUUCUGGAAAAAUGUUCGAAUAGUAUAGACAUUAUAGAUCAGUAUAGACAAAAGGCGCGUUUUAAGAGAUUAUUCAGUAAAUGAUAUUUCCGUUUCUUUCAAAGGAGUUCAGUCUAAUUUGAAAAACCUUGCUUAACCCUUAUGGGAUUCAAGGGCGAUUGAAAGUAGGUGUGUCCCUUAUGGGAUUACAAGAGCGAUUGAAAGUAGGUGUGUUUAAGACCUCAGUUGGCUUAAUAUUCGUGCGAAGGUCUUAAGGUUCGAUUCUUGUUCCUUUAUAAGUUACCUUUAUCAGAAAUUUUAGCCGUAUCAUUCUUUCGUUCCUUCUUGAUCUUGUUCAUUUUUACAAUUUAUCACUGGACAGUGGAACCCAACGAGAACAUAGUUCAAAACCUCUUAAACAUACAAUUGUUGAACGUAUAUUAGUAUUUAAACGGUAGAUCUAGGCAUAUCUUAAUCCCCUAAAAAUUUUUCAUCUGUUCGAGUUUCCUAGCAGAAAGUCUAGUGAUUUAUAGGGAUCAAACUUACCUUUUCGAAAAUUUCAGCCAGAAAAAAGGCUCCCGAAAAUUUUGGGUGACCUUUUUAGAGUAAAAAUCCGUUAAAAAUGGGCAAUUAUACCAUUUUUUAGAUGUUGGAGAAUCCUAGGAUAGGUAGGCAAGUAAGAAAUUUUACAACAAAUGUUCCGAAAAUUCUAGAUCUCAAAUCGUCUUCCGAACAGAUAUUUUCCGAAAAUUGACGUUGGGUGCCCCUGAUUGGAUAAUUCACGGGUAUUAUCUAAUUUUACUUGACUGCAGUCAGCCCGUUGCCAAUAAAGGCAUCAGCAACCAUCCGGUUAAGAAAGCGAAGAAACGUUUCGAACGACACUUUAAUUGGCAUCACCAUACAUGAAGUGAGAAAAGAAAUCAGCAGACAGUUUGAACAACUUAUGCCCACCAAGUACGGUAAGUCAAGUGAGAAGGUAUGUCCUGCAGGUCCCCCCGGAUAUCCUGGUCCCACUGGAGCGAGGGGACCACGUGGCAGGAGGGGACCAAAGGGAAAGAAAGGUCCUCAAGGUCCCAUGGGACCUCCUGGAAAAUCCGGAAAAACAGGAAUAACUGGUCCUGCAGGACCAAGAGGAGAAAAGGGAGAUAGAGGAGAUCCUGGGCCAAAAGGUGUUUCGGGACCACCUGGAAAGCCUGGAAAAUCGAUAUCUGCCCCACAAGUGAUGUUGUCGCCAGCAGAGCAGACACGAGAUGAGGGAGGAGACACGGCAUUUUAUUGCACGGUCGCAGGAAGUCCUUCCCCAGUCGUGGAAUGGCAAUUUAAGGGCAGAAAGCUUCUGUCAGGUGCAAAGUAUUUGAUUAAAGAAGAAGAGUUGAUCGUUAGAAAUUUGAAUUACAGCGAUGCUGGACCGUACACAUGUGCAGCCAGGAACAUUCUUGGAUCGUCCAAGGCCAUUAGUAACUUGACUGUUAGAGGUAAGCGGAACACUGUAUUUUUGUUAUAUCUGGCUGCUUGAUUAUGUAGGUCUGUUUGUGCUCUGUUGUUUAAUCGUGUACUUUUAUCUCCUCCUUCUUUUCAAUUCAUCCAUUUUUCGUAUUUCGUAGCCACUAGUCACGUUUGAAGUUCAACGUUUAACCUGAGCCAUGCAAACGUAAAGAUAUUUUAAGAUAACAGAUGACAAUCUUCACCAUGUACAGCUGUACGCAAAGGCACACAACACGAUCCUUCCAUCACUGUUCCAUUUCUUCAUUCAAAUUUGUCUUUUUCUUGAUCGUUAAUUGAACUACCUCAAUGCAUGACCUUCCUACAUGAUGAAUUCUGAGUUUGUUUCAAGGUGUUUGUUUUAAUUAGUCUUGACCUUCAAUAUCCUACACAACUGGUACAGACCUCACCUAUCUUUCUGAAUUAAUACAUUUCUUUUGCUCUCUUUUCGGCUAUGUAGUUAAACAUUGCUUAUAACAACGUUUAUCAGUAACGCUUUUAGCGAAAUGUGGAUUUAAGAGCAUGGAGCUUGAAAGGGUUCCCAGAAAAGAAAGGAAUAUAAGCUGUUUAAUUUAUUGUGCAUCCUGUUUAUUUUUCGGCUCUAUUUAAGGUCUUCCAAUCUUCACAAAAGUUCCACCCUCAAUUGCCACACCAGUACAAGGUUCUACGUUUCAAGUAACUUGUCAAGCUGAGGGAUAUCCUCGCCCCGAAAUAAACUGGACUAGAGCAGCAAUGCCUUUACAUGCUGGAAGGACAAGUAUAAACCAAGGCACAUUUACCAUUAACAACUUGAGUCCUGAUGACAGCGGUUUUUAUGAAUGCGUGGCUACUAAUAUUAUGGGAACAAAGAAAACAAGAAUCAACGUGGCAGUGCAAGUGCGUCGCUUAAUAGGUUUGUAUUGCAGGCACCGCAGAUAUCUAAUUCAGUCAAAG